AUACUUAAUUUCUCUCGAAGACUCGAGAGGUGAACAGACGUGACAAAUGUGACGUGAAGGACUCAGAUCUGGAGGUGAGGUGAACUAACAGACUGCAUAACCUGAAGACCUAAUGCUAAACUAUUAAUGAAUCAUUUCUGCUUCUUAUCAUUCGGCCUUGGCUGCAUUAGCCUACAGUUUAUUUGAUAGUUUAUUAAGUACUAGAUGUGUUGGGGAAUUUAACAUGUAACAAUUUAAUUAUAUUCUGCUGAAACGAACGAAAUGACUCGACAAAAGAUUCGUUCAUCAAUAAAAUGAUCCGAACUUCCCAUGACUAAUUGUGAUGUGACGGUUAUGGAGGCCCCGCCUAAGUAAAUGUAUCAGCGGCACACAAAUGGUCCGUUAAUAGCAGAAUCAGUUCAUACUCCAGUCACUGAAAUGGAGUUGUAGGUAAGGCUAGGCUGCUGGCCAGUAAAAGCUACCACAAGAUUUCGAGGUGGACUUUUAGACUAUAAAAUGUGUACACAAUUACUAUCUGAGUACAAUAAACCUAACAAUUCAUACACUGCCAAGACUCCUUAAGCCUAUAUAGAGCGUAGCAUACUAAUGGAAAUGCAUUAUCUCUCUUUUGUGUGCUCUUUACAUCUGAGCACUCAGUGGUGCCUGGCGGCCAUAUUUUCUCACUGACUUCAAUACACGGAUGUAAAGCUAAAAGCAAUAAAUGAAUCGACUAGAGCACGCGACCAGCGGAAGCUCGCCGGCUGCCAUGUCAGCCUUUAGCCAACUCCUACUUUUCCCUUUCCUCAGAGAAUACAGCUGAUUAGCUCUCAGCUGCUUAGAGAGAAGCGGCUGUCCUGCCUCCAGCGCUUUCACAGUCGGACCGUUACUGCUCCAGACCGGUUCGGGACACACACACACACACACACACACAUGAACACACACCGUGAUGAAGAAGUGUUGGAGUGAAAAGAGACUGUUGGUUUUCCUGGAGAGCCGUGUGGGUUUGCUGUGCGACUCGCGGAGCUCAGCGGCGCACUGAGACAAGCGCAAAGUCCCAGACACAUCACAACAUGAGAAAACCCAAAAUCAACCGCAUGGUGCUUGCGAUGUGCCUGGGGUCCUUCAUUAUGCUCAUAUUUUAUUUCCAGAGUCACUUGAAACCAGCACAGGACAGUGGGCAGGCCAGAGGACCCAGGAAGUCUGUGAGGAGUCCACUCCAAGCCCUUUAUACUACUGACCCUACAGAAUUGUCUCCACUUCAGCUGAUGCAUCAAAGUCGGCGUGACCUCCUGGAGGAUGUGUGCCACUCUUAUACUAGCAAACGCCGUGUCCUGAUCCCAGAGGACCUCAAGCACCUGAUUGUGGAUGAUCGCCAUGGCCUGCUUUACUGCUACGUCCCCAAAGUCGCUUGCACAAAUUGGAAGCGUGUCCUGAUGGUCCUGACAGGUGAUUCACAGAGAGACCCCCUUCAGAUUCCCGCCAAUGAGGCGCACAUCCCAGGCACCCUGCGCACUCUGUCCGAGUACUCUACCUCUGAAAUCAACCAGCGUCUACGCACCUACCUAAAGUUUGUGUUUGUGCGUGAACCCUUUGAGCGGCUUGUGUCAGCGUACCGCAACAAGUUCACGCGCAGCUACAACACAGCCUUUCAUAAGCGCUACGGCACCAAGAUAAUCCAGCGGCACCGUGCUGAGGCAAGUCCCGAGGCGCUCGAGCGUGGAGAUGAUGUCUCAUUCUCAGAGUUUGUGCGCUACCUGGUGGACCCUGGCACGCAGCAUGAAGAGCCCUUCAACGAGCAUUGGGAGCGUGUGCACUCUCUCUGUCACCCCUGCCUCAUACACUACAACAUUCUAGGCAAGUACGAGACGCUGCAGCAGGACUCCAGCUACGUGCUCAAACUGGCCGGUGUAGACAGCGAGGUGACGUUUCCCAGCUCGGCCACAAGCACACACACCACGGCAGACAUGGUGGCUAGCUACUUUAAGGAUAUCAGCUCAGCCUAUCAGAAAAAGCUGUACAACCUGUACAAGAUGGACUUUCUGCUUUUUAACUAUUCUAUGCCCGCCUACCUGAAGUUCACAUAAGGCCUGGUGCCUUUUAUUCAUAUUCAGAGACAAGUUUUUCAAUUUUUGUCUGCACAAGUUCAUCUGUGAGUAUUGAAACUGUUUCAGUGGUAAUUGUACGGUACUAUUAUCACUGAGUGCAGUGGAACUGCAAUUUGCACGAAGAACAUCUCAGUUUGACGAUCUGGAAGUUCUUGCUCAGCCUUUUUUGUCUUUCAAUUUAACUGCCAUUUGAGUUGCAGAUAAAAAGGAAUUCAUGUUGGGCAUCUAUCAGGAGGAUGUCUCAGAGAAGGCCCUGCUCUUUUCCUUCUGAUUAACUAGUGAAUACUGACUUUUCCUUCCCAGGUAUCUGUCCUCUGUGGAGAAGAGUGAAGAACUUGAUGGAAACAUACCAUUUGAGAUGGAGGUGUGCUUUCUUCAACAUGUUACCCCUCUUAGCCAUCAUGGACAAAGCGUACUGCUUUCUGCUUGUGCCUUGAGGGUGAGGAUUGUAAAGAAUCAGAAACUGUGAGGCAGAACAGUCACUGUUUGACAGAACAGUAUUAAAAACAUGUCAUAUUUACGAUGAUACAAAGCAUGAAAGUGACAGUUAUUUAUUAUGAAUCCCUCCUCUACAGAUAGUUUCGAUACAACAUUCAACACCUCUGUUAUUACAGAUAAACUCAAAUAAAGCGGAAAAUCUGA
Ictalurus punctatus (channel catfish) is the source of this 2726-nucleotide messenger RNA. Its product is annotated as carbohydrate sulfotransferase 11. Gene Ontology annotation, biological process: carbohydrate biosynthetic process; proteoglycan biosynthetic process. Gene Ontology annotation, cellular component: membrane. The record is from RefSeq and is a predicted model, not a curated record. Gene Ontology annotation, molecular function: sulfotransferase activity. NCBI's taxonomy places the organism in Eukaryota, Metazoa, Chordata, Actinopteri, Siluriformes, Ictaluridae. The transcript has 3 exons. Bases 1050 to 2063 code for a protein of 337 amino acids.